AAAGCAUUAUCUCUCGAACCGUUCGACCACCGCGCGCCGAUCGCCGAAUCGCCGGGCGGUUUACAACACGGUUGCGUAUCUACAGGUAUACGGUUGAAAAUAUCGAUGGUGUUUGAAAAUAUUUUCAAACUAAACUGUUAUUAGUUGUUAAAUACGUCAAAUCUCAGGAAGCCCUAGUGUCGCCUUAACCUUUUUCACCACUGUUAUACAUUAAACAAUUACUUCUAAACACUUCUGUCCGCUCGACCGUAUGUCAAUGUGACCGAAUUUUUGCUAAUUGCGUUUUUAUUUACAUAUUUUCAAAGUAAUAUUUUGUUCAAACGUCGUCAUUUUUGUACUUCGAAAUGGGUCGAGCAGCAUAUAAAUGCUGUGUGCAGAACUGUUCAUUUAAAGAUGGUGUAUCUCAUAGAUUUCCAAACCCCAAAAUAUACGUGGAUAUUAUGAAAGAGUGGAUCAAAGCCAUUGGGCUAGAAUUUUUCUAUGGGUUGGAUCCAGAAACUAUUUAUUAUACCAAACGAAUUUGUUCCAACCAUUUUACUUCUAGUGAUUAUAGUACAGGAUCAAAAAGGCUGAAAAAAAAUAGUAUUCCCACUGUAAAUCUCUCAAGUCCCACAGACCGCUUUUCACCCAAUUUAAGUAUCCAGCAAAGUAAAGAAGCAGAUUGUUCUACCAAGGCUGUCAUAGACGUCAGGGUUAAUGAGUUUGGUGACAAAGAAUCUCCCAAGUUCCAGGCAUGUUCAUAUGCCGGAAAACGCGGACGAUCCAAAACAGACAAAUUGGAAGUUUUGAUAGCCUAGAGAGUAAAAGAUCAAAACACAAUUAUAGAGACCAUUGAAAAACAACAAAUAGUUCUUUAAUAUAUUAAACAUGCAUUAUAAUAUUAUAAAUCGACGGUAUUUUGUUAUUCUGUAGGGGCGUUUUUACCACCAAAAAUCGAAAAAUACGUUUUUGGUAUCAACAUUUUCAGAAAAAUCACAAAAAUAAUCUGAUAAAACGGUGUGUACAUCUACGAAAAAAAUAAGAUAACAAUACCGAGAACAAUAUAUCUAAACGCCCUUUUAAAAAUUAAAAUAAUCUACACAGAACUGUUGAAAGCGCUUAUACCACAUCUAAUGUAUGUUAAUU
Messenger RNA from Myzus persicae (green peach aphid), 1125 nucleotides. RefSeq lists its product as uncharacterized. The coding region runs from base 345 to 797 and encodes 150 amino acids. The record is from RefSeq and is a predicted model, not a curated record. The transcript has 3 exons. NCBI's taxonomy places the organism in Eukaryota, Metazoa, Arthropoda, Insecta, Hemiptera, Aphididae.